This is a messenger RNA of Psammomys obesus (fat sand rat), 1141 nucleotides long. RefSeq names its product nucleolar pre-rRNA processing protein NIP7 (gene Nip7). The record is from RefSeq and is a predicted model, not a curated record. Gene Ontology annotation, biological process: ribosomal large subunit biogenesis; ribosome assembly. The coding region runs from base 49 to 591 and encodes 180 amino acids. Lineage: Eukaryota; Metazoa; Chordata; Mammalia; Rodentia; Muridae. Gene Ontology annotation, cellular component: nucleus; preribosome, large subunit precursor; nucleolus. Gene Ontology annotation, molecular function: RNA binding. The transcript is spliced from 5 exons.
UUCCGACUCUCCAGGCACGAGGAUCCCGGGAGCCAGGCUAGCGGGAAGAUGCGGCCGUUGACUGAAGAAGAGACUCGGGUAAUGUUUGAGAAGAUUGCGAAAUACAUCGGGGAGAACCUACAGCUCCUCGUGGACAGGCCCGACGGCACCUACUGUUUCCGGCUACACAACGACCGAGUGUACUAUGUGAGUGAGAUGAUCCUGAAGCUGGCCGCCAACAUCUCCGGGGAUAAGCUGGUGUCCCUGGGGACGUGUUUUGGAAAGUUUACCAAGACCCACAAGUUUCGGCUGCACGUUACAGCGCUCGACUACCUCGCCCCGUAUGCCAAGUAUAAAGUAUGGAUAAAGCCUGGAGCAGAGCAGUCCUUCUUGUAUGGAAACCAUGUGUUGAAAUCCGGUCUGGGGCGAAUCACUGAAAACACUUCUCAGUACCAGGGAGUCGUGGUUUAUUCCAUGGCAGACAUUCCUCUGGGCUUUGGGGUGGCAGCGAAGUCUACCCAAGACUGCAGAAAAGUGGACCCCAUGGCAAUUGUGGUGUUUCAUCAAGCAGACAUCGGGGAAUAUGUACGGCAUGAAGAGACACUGACUUAGGAUGGUUAUCCCAGGAACAUUUUGCUGUGUGAGGGGACUUAGCUUUGUUUCCUGUGUGUGCAGACAUCAUCAUGUUAAGUUCGGAUAACCCUGAGAUACGCCACUUGGAUUCUUACUCAACAGAAAUGGCUCAAAAAUAGGGUUUCAAGCCCUCUAGAAGCAAAAGCAGGUGGGCCACAAGUGUAAGGCCUACUCUAGACUACUUGGCAUUUCAAGGCUAGCCUCUGCUACAUAGUGAGGCCCUGUCUCAAAAAUCUAAAACACAAACCAACACCUGCCAAAAGUUUGUGUGAGUAAAUAGAGUUUUUAUUCUGUACCUACAUCUUCUUUGAAUCAGAAGACUUAUUCUGAGAAACAGGUUCUGAGUUACUGCACUGAGGACAGUAAUUAAAUUGUUAUCUGUGAUAACACUGUUUUCUAGGCUCCUAAUAGCACAGUGGACUUUCUAUCAUUUAUUAAUAUCAUUAAAGAUAGAACUCGCCAUAUAAGGAUAGUAGAUUGUGCCUGUGGUUUUACAGGUGGAGUUUAAUAAAAUAAUACGUGCAACUCA